UGACGCAUCUCUCUCUCUGGAGUAGCCCGCGCUACUCUCGGAUUGCCAGUGGAAACGCAUUAGUGGCUCUCUCCCUUGAUUAUAAGAAGCGGAGCGAGAGGGAGUGAGUAAGUGAAGUGAAGUGAAGCGAAGCGAAGAGAAGGGAAGAGAAGAGAAGAGGGUAGGGGAGUCGGAGCCGGAGCGCACUAUGGCCUCUAAAGAGGCCACCGCUGCAGGUUUCAUCAACGUCAGCAGGGAAAUUACAGAGAGCAUCAGGAGGCUCAUUGAUAAACAAUCCAUCAAGUUUGUGCGAGCUGUGAAGCAGGACACCAAGAACGGCAAAUCAGAGGACCGGAUACUGGUUCUGGCAACAUGGCGACUCUUUCUAUUUGCUGUCAAAGUCCCCUCCAAGGUGGAGGUUACUUUCAACUUCCUGGAGAUUCGGGCAAUGAACACUUAUCCAGAUCAUCAGGUUGUAAUAGACACAGACAAGUCAACCCACUCAUUGAGACUGCAAUCACAAGACCACCUUGAUCAUAUGAUGAACCAUGUCAACUAUGCCCUCUCAAGAAUAUUCAACAACUCUAUGUAUGCUCCGGCCAUCUGUCGAGCAGAGGGGGACGUCUCUGAUGGAGUACAAAAGUUUUCACCAAACUCUGAAUCAUCUGUAGAGACGCAGAAAACCUGUGGUGGUUUCUCUGAGACCUACGCAGCUUUGUGUGACUAUAAUGGCAUCGGCUGUAAGGAGGAAGUGCAGUGGGAUGUGGACACUAUCUAUCACUCUCAAGACAACAGGGAGUUCAACCUGUUGGACUUCAGCCACCUGGACAGCAGGGACCUGGCGGUGAUGGUUGCUUCCAUGGCGUACAACACUUGGUUCACCAAACUCUACUGCAAAGACAUGCGCAUUGGAUCAGAGGUGCUGGAGCAGGUCCUUCACACCGUCAGUAAGUCCAGCAGUCUGGAAGAACUCACUCUGGAGAAUGCUGGCCUCAAAUCAGAUUUUCCUCAGAAAAUGGCGACAGCUCUGUCUGAAAACCCUGCCUCUGUGAUCCACUCGCUCAACCUGGCCCACAACCCCCUGGACACCCAAGGAGUGUCAAACCUCAUCCAACUGGUGUGUCGCCUCAACAAAGGCCUUCGUCUGCUCAACCUCUCCAAGACGUCCCUCUCCUCUAAGGGUGUGGUGUCUCUCUCCCAGGCCCUCUGCUCAAGUGAUGACUACACCAACUCUCUGCUUCACCUGGACCUGAGUAAGAACCCUGGGAUUCUGUCUGGGGAGGAUGCUACGAACAUGUACCUGUUUCUAGCCCAGACUAAUUGCCUGGUUUAUCUGGACCUCUCUGGGACCGACUGCACUGUGGACUUGUUAUUUGGUGAUCUGCUGAGGGGAUGUUGUGCUGAUCUCUCUUACCUGAAUCUCUCCAAGAACUGCUUCUCUCACAGGAAAGUGAGGGAGACUCUUCCUGUCUUCAGGCAGUUCUUCAGCUCAGCCUUCAGUCUCGCACACGUCAACCUGUCUUCUAUGAAGCUUCCUCUGGACACCCUGAGAGCUCUCUUCCUGGGCCUGUCUUCCAAUCCUCACAUCACUGAUUUACACUUGGACAUCAGCGGCUGUGAGCUGAGGUCUGCAGGUGCCGGGGUGCUCCAGGAGCUGUUUCCUAGAGUGGCCUGCAUCGGAACUCUGGACAUAUCAGACAACGGGUUGGAUGGCGACCUGCUGGGUGUCAUCCCAGCCUUCUCCAGACACCCCUCCCUCAAACACCUGCUGCUGGGCAAGAACUUCAACAUCAAGGGCAGGGUACUACAUGAAAUUCUGCAGAAACUAGUUCAGCUAGUGCAAGAUGAAGAGUGUGCCCUGCAGUCCCUUUCUCUGGCUGACUCGCGCCUGCGCUCUCGGGGCACAGUGAUGGUGAAUGCUCUGGGAAGCAAUGCUUGCCUACGCAAGGUGGAUCUGAGUGGGAACAGCCUGGAGGAUGCGGGGGCUAAGAUGCUCAGCAAAGCCCUGCAAAUCAACACUACACUCAGGAGUGUGACGUGGGAUCGUAAUAACACCACGGCUACAGGAUUCCAAGAUGUGGCUCGGUGCCUGGAACAUAACUUCACCCUGCAGUACAUGCCUAUCCCCCUCAGUGAUGUCACACAGGCAUACCGAAGCGCACCUGAGAAGAUUGACCAAGCACUGACCAAGAUCCAGCAUGCUCUGCUGAGGAACAACCAGACCCAGAGGUUCUCUCAGAAACAGGCUCUGCGUCUACACCAGGGCCUGGUCACCAGCACUGCUGAACAGGUGAUGGAGCGGCUGUGUGUACGCGUACACCAGCAGGUGUGUGUUCUCCGAGGCUCAGAAGAAGGAAAGGAGCUGCAGACUGCCAGACAGGUCCUGAAGGAGGCCAGAAACUCUCGUGCGCUAUACCCGUCUCUGUGUGAGCUGGUUCAUGUUCUCUCAGUGGAUGGGCCUGUCAGACAGAAACUGGACUUUCUGGCAGGAGAGCUGACCAAGGCUGCUGAUAAGGAACUACAGGUGAUAGUGGACUCCAUGGUGUCUCUGUGUCGGGAGCUGUGUCCCAUGUCCUCCUCUGCAGCAGAGAGACUCAACCCUCCGCUCUCCUCCAUCUCAGAACGCGUCUCUAUCCCUCGCUCCACCAUCCGCACCGCCCUGAUGGAGAGAGCAGCACAGGAUAUCAACAGAGCCCUGGAGGAGGUGAAGCUGUCUGUGGUCUCCUAUCUGACCAACUCCAUAGUGGAUCAGAUCCUUCAGGAGCUCUACACCACUCACAAAGCCCUGCUUCGUCAGGUGUCCCAGGUGAAGCGUUGGGAUGAUGGAGGAACAGGCAGACACACCAUCAGAAUCACAGACUCUCUGGACUUCCCUGAUGAGGAAGGCCUGGGCAUGAACAUCGACACCAUUGCCAUCAAGAAGCGCAGCGCCAGAACCCGAAGGAUUCGGCCCGUGUCCACCAGACUGAGUCUGGGAGAUGACCCCACCUCCUCUCCUCCUCCCUCGGCCCUGUCUCAUUCUGCCCCCCUGUCCCGCUCAGCAUCAUGGGAGUGUCUAUCCACAUUGCCUACCCAUGGUGCACCACUGCACCACGUGACGCACGCCAGGCCGCGGCCCCCUCGAAGGCACAGCCGAGGACAAGUCCCUCUGGACACACAUUGUUCAGAGAACGGAGGAGUCAACCUGCUGGAGGAUGGACUGCCUGAUUUCUACACCAAGAGAGUCCUGACUGACAGUCAGCUGUCAUCACUUCAUCAAGCUCAGUCCCUGAGGAGGAAGAAGAGACGCAGUGUGCUGUCAAUCUUCUCUGGGUUCCGCAAGAAUCGCAAUUCCACCAUCUCCAAUCAGGAAACGGAUGGCUCAGAGAAUGUGUACUCUAUGAUUCAGCACCCUAAGGAUCCUGGGAAGGUGGAGGCCAUGAUUGAGGUGGGGGCCAAUGUGAGGAUGAUGCCGUCCCCCAGGCCCAUCCAGGGCGUACCACUGCCUGGGAUGAGGGGGGCCAGCCCCAGCCCAUACUGUCUCACACAGAGACAGCCUUCCGACCUGGUCAGCAUGGUGUACAGUUGUAUCGGAGCAGAAGACGAGGACUCAGACAGUAGCUUUGAGACCAGACCAGUGGACAGAGACACUGACAGAUCGACUACAUCAGACAUCCAGACAGAGACCCAUGCCAAUGGACAUGCAAUGUCCUCCGCUUCUCUGACAGACAGUCAGCCUGACAGACAGACAGAUCCAGUCAGUCAGGACCUGCCAAUACCCAGCGCUCAGACAGACACACAGAAGGAGGUGGACAGAGGGACUAAGGGGACAGAGUCGUUGGACAGGCAGGAGCGAGCCCCCUGUGGACAGAAAUCAGAACCCCCUUCUCAGAGCAGCAAGCCCAGUCUGGCCAGCAUGAGACAGAGACACCUGCAGGGGAGCUCCGAGAAAUCAACAGAUGGUGUAGGAUGGAUAGAUGGAGAUGGAGUAGAAGAGGAGAAGAAUGAAAAGAAAGACAGAGGAGCAGAAGGACAGCGUCCUCCCAUUCCUGAAAAGCCUGGUAAAGAUAAGACUUCUCCAAAGACACCGUCUGCUGUCACUCCACCUGAGGAAACAGCCAAUGAGAGAACCCCGCCUCCUGUUCCAACUGCCUCUGCCAAGCCCACUUUUGAUUUGUCUGGUCCUUCUGUCACUCAAGAUGAAGGAACUAAUGAGAUGAAAAGCCUGCCUCCUGUGCCACCUGCGUCUACCAAGCCGGUGGUAGACGCAGGUCUACCACCUGCUGGUUGUCAAGAUGAGGGAGGAACAAAUGGUUUUCCACUGAAGGCACAUCGCAACAGGAAAGCAAACUCAGAUGACGCAGGCAUGGAACGGGACAGUCCCAACGAUCUGGAGAGGGGGUUCUCAGAUCGCGAAUCCCCUGUGAAAAAACCCAGACUCCCCCACAACAGAAAAAGAUCUCUGGACACUGGGUGUCCUGAAUGUCCAGAGCCCGGCACCGGUGAGACGUCAUGACAACAACCGUCAGGAGGCAAAGACAAUGUUCAGGACAACUGUCGGGAGAUGUGAAGAGAGCAUGAGACAGACAGAUAGAAAAGGGAAGUUAUGAACUUGGUCACCAUAGACCCAACUGUGGUUAUCCUCGUAUACAGUAGUAAUUUCUCUCAUAUUGGCUAAACAUGCAUGAUUUUUUCCCUUUCUCAUACUCAGUUGCACUUGCUUUCAUUCCUUUACAGAGGACACACACACACAUGUGUCUGAGGGCCCUCUAGUAUUCUCAUGCUGUUAUUUCUUGCACUUCUUGUUGUACAAAAAUCUUUCUCAUUCUCCCUCGUCUUUCUUUCAUUGACAAUUUGUGACACUGCUACUGUAAGAAUGAGUUGGUAUUUAUUCUAAACCAGUAUUAUGUCAAUAUUGAAUAUAAGUAAACAAACUGCACUAACCAUUGUUAUUACUAAGUCAUUACAUGGUAAGAGGUAACUUCAUGUUUUUAUUUAAAAUAAGGUUAUAAUGAAUAUGAUUGGAUGUUUUAUGGAUGUUUUUCCUAUGGUGUAUGAUAACUGAAGAUUGAGACGAUGACGUGUAUUGUUUAUCAUUAUUACAGUAAUCUAUUAGUUGAUCAAUGGAACAUAAUUGCAGUUUGUUUUAAUCAGUUUUAAAUACAUUUUACAGGACUGAAAUUAGUAUAUUUUCAAAAAAUCCAUAUAUGAUUAAACAAUCAAUUAAAAAGGAUUUUACCAAAGGAACCAAACUGAUGAUGCACUCUCUUGGGGACAAAAAACACCCUAACCUGACUUCUGCAUCAGGAACUCUUAUAUAUUUUUUUGGUGUGUGAGAUUUGGCCCACUAGGAAAAUUGCAUCCAUGGGCUUUGGAGCAGUGCUAUGUAGUGCCAGCAGAGGUGGCCAAAUACUUUGAGCUGAGUGAUGAAACCUUUACUUGGAUGGGAUAAGUCAGUCAGGCUGAGUUUAGACAAGUAGCCCAAUUCUGAUUUUUUUAUAAUAAUUUUUUUUACACUAAUUGGUCUUUUGACCAAUCACAUCAGAUAUUUUUCGAAAGACCAAUUAGUGUAAAAAAUAACAGAAUUGGGCUGCCUGUGUUAACGCAGCCCAACUGCCCUGCUAUACUACAGCCACUGGGCAUCCAGCGUUGCAGUCAGACAUAAGCCGUUGAGGGAAUGCUUCCUUUGAAAUCAAUGAAAGCUGCUAUGCUGCCCAUGUUGCACUCUUGUCCAAGCUCAAGAAUCGCAGAGGUUCAAUUUGACAGCUGAUACUUAUGUUAAUUCUAUCUUGUGAAUUGUAAAUAAUGACAAAUAAAGUUGAUUUUGGUUGCAAAUGG
Molecule: messenger RNA, 5796 nt
Organism: Salmo salar (Atlantic salmon)
Lineage: Eukaryota; Metazoa; Chordata; Actinopteri; Salmoniformes; Salmonidae
Product: capping protein, Arp2/3 and myosin-I linker protein 3
Biological process (GO): cell migration; regulation of Arp2/3 complex-mediated actin nucleation
Cellular component (GO): plasma membrane; lamellipodium
Source: RefSeq, a predicted model, not a curated record